AUGGAUGGGAAGCAUCAUGAUCAACAACUCGAAAACCAAAAAUCAUCAGAUAACAUGGCUGCUGGAAAAAGAAACAAAAAGAAGCCAAAUAUUCUGCUGGAAGUUUUCGGAGGUCAAAUGGGGGGAGAGCGAAAACCCGAUGAUAUUUCAGGCUCAUGCAGAUCUGCUGAUUCUGCAUCAGGGUUAUCAUUAUCAACUAAUGAUAUUCUGAAAAUGGCUAGAAAAACACUGAUUCAGAGAAGGAAUUUUGAUGUAGCUUCCAUUUUGUUUGGUGGCUCAUCUGAUAAUGAUGACCACCCUGAUUCUUCUUAUUGCUUGUCACCUGAAAUGUCCGAUGAUUUUGAACUCGCAAAGCUAUUCCAAGGUGCUGUUCUUUGGUACGAAAAGCGGGAUUUGGAGAAAACAAAAUGGUGGCUCAAUAUAUGUCAAAGCAAAGCUUCAGCUUCUGGUAAUGCACUUCAUAGGAUUGUAUCCUAUUUUUCAUCAGCCCUACAAGCAAAGAUCGCCCGAGAACUUGGAGAAAAUCCCGAGCCUGAUGCAUCACGAGAAGCGAAUCCUGUUAAGGAACUAGUUAAAAAACUUCAGCCUGAAUUGAUGAAGAGUUAUCAGUUGCUUCCUUUCUGUCAAAUCACUGAUUUCACAGCAAUCCAGGCUUUAGUGGAUAAUGUGGCAUCAGCUAGAAGGGUUCAUUUGGUUGAUUUAGGAAUCAAGAGUGCAUCACACUGGCCUGUCUUGAUGCAAGCUCUUGCUGCUAGGCAUGAUCCAGUUGAGCUUCUCAAGCUAACGGCUGUUGGAACCGCGGAAGAUAAUGAAACAGGAAGAAUGCUGUCAUGUUUUGCAGAAUCUAUGAACAUUCCCUUUGAGUUCAGACUGAUUGUAUCAGACCUGAAGGAUCUUAGGGAAGAUAUGUUUGAGUUGUCGGAUGAUGAAGUUGUUGCGGUUUACUCAGAGUUGCAUCUUGCGAGUUUACUCCCAAGGCUUGAUCAUUUAGUAUCUCUUCUGAGAACUAUUGAGAAUCUUAAUCCACUUGUGAUGGUAGUGAUUGAAAUUGAAGCAUAUACAGACACUCCAAUAUUUUUGGAGCGCUUUGAUGCAGCCCUAUCCGUUUGUGCUGCUGUUUUCGAUUGUCUUGAAGAUUGCGUGGCGCGUGAUAAUCCGUGUAGAGGUUUCAUAGAAGGAGGGUUCAUUUGGGAUGCAGUUCGGAAUGUGAUCAUCUGUGAAGGCGAAGAAAGGAUUACUCGCCACGAAAGGCUGGAUUUCUGGAGAGGUUUUCUGUCAAGAUUCGGCUUUGUGGAAGUCGCGCUGAGCGACAUUGCAUUUUGCCAGUUGAACAUGGUUGUGGAAAGCAAUCCUCUUUGGAAACCUAGUACUUGGGAAAGAAAUGGCCAAGGUAUCAUUGUUGGCUGGAAAAAAACCCCAAUCAAGUCUCUCUCAGUUUGGAAAUUCCUGCAUGAGUAA
Molecule: messenger RNA, 1458 nt
Organism: Oldenlandia corymbosa var. corymbosa
Lineage: Eukaryota; Viridiplantae; Streptophyta; Magnoliopsida; Gentianales; Rubiaceae
Source: the annotation of a GenBank genome assembly